AUGGUAAAUACUGAAGAUGGAACAACCAUAAAUUAUCGGAAGAACCCAUUUCAAUUACUCUUUGAGCAGCCUAAAGCUGUCCGCAGUAAUCCCCAGAAUUCUUCAAUCAACUAUGAAGACGUUACUGAAUCGCUCCUUGAAAUCAAAGACGAUAACAAGAAUCUUUCAACUGCACUGCUAAAUGCGAACCGCGGAGAUUUCAAACUUAAAAUAUCAGUCCCACCAAACAAACAUUCUGGCAAACUUGACGGCCAAGCAGUUAUUUCCGAUGCUGAGGGAAACUUGAUCACAAUUUUGGCGGAAAAUUUCUCGAUCGCGAAGAUCCCAGGGAGAAAAUCGCCUGUACAAGUUGGUGUCGACAUAGAAUACAAAUCUUAUGAAAAAUAUCUGGCUCCAGGAAGAUUUAUUCGUCUGGCUUUUCGAUACAGCACCAGUAAAGAAUCGAGACUUGGCUUUGUCUCACUUCCAAUAACCGACCCUCGACCAAAGGAGCUUAAAAGAUAUUUUACUGGUGCCAUGAUGUCUUCUGAUGGUUCGCCAUUAGAAAUUGUUCUCGAUCCUCGAAAUAUUCAUCAGCGAAUUCUAAAACCAAAAGAAAACAUAAUCAACUUCCAAGUUCCUUUUGAUGAUAAAGAAAUAAUCUUCAAUAAGCUUGAGGACGAGAAUCUGACUAGAGUUAGCUCCUUAGAUCUGUCAACAAUAAAAUUCCCAGACAGAAAACCGACUCGACCAGUGACAGUCUCCUGUCAACUGAGCCAAAGUAUCUCAAAAAGCAUCACUCGUCCGAACUGGCCACUCCCGCCGCCUCAGAAAAAGCUUCAUCAAAAAGCGGAUUCAAUCUCUUCAGAAAUCAGCUCAGCAGCUUCGCUCAGCUCAAUUACUUCUGAACUCACAUCGACAAUGACGGAAGAUACUGCUUCAACGAUAACGAUGCCGUCCAAAUUGUCGACAUUCUCAAGCCACUCUUCUGUGACGCAAAAAGUCAAAAAACAAUCAACCCUUACUGAAGCAUCAGUCAAUACAAUCAAAAAGCAGCCGAAUCCGUACCAAUUCAAGCAGCAACAAAAGCAAAUUCCUGCAAAACAACAACUAAAACCUGUGACAUACGACAUCAUGAUCGUUCCUCAUCGACACUUCCAGGACGAAGCGGAUUCGGCCCUCUCUUCUGGCGAUCUGAGGCUUAUAAUCUCAGGCACAAACGGGAGAAAAUCAAACGAGUUGGUUGUCAAAAACAGGACAUGCUCUCUAAAAGAUACUGACGCAAUAGGAAAGCCAAAAGAAGUCGUGAUAAAACAUUCAAACUCAGACAGAGUCUGGCUUUUGGACUACGUCUGCAUCAAGAGCAAUCAAUAUGGAAGGCAAUUAUUUCCGUUCAAUGACUGGUUUGACCAGUACUCUUACAAGCUUCAAACUCGAGAGAAGACUCGGUUUCAUGUCGUCCUCAGCACCGGAAAGAAAGGAAUGGAAUUGCUAAGGGAAGAUGUUCAGAUAAUCAUAUCAGGACGCUCUCGAAAAAGCAAUCGCUGGAAUCUUGGCUAUUCAAAUCCACAUCCCCAAGCCUCUCAACGGUUCAAUGCCUAUGAAACGGACAUUUUUACUUUGACAGAUGAUGAUGUUGGCAAGCCAGAGUCCAUCUUUCUUUGGAUCCCUCAGAAGAAUAAGAAAUGGUCGGUCGAUGCUGCGGAGCUGCGAAUAUUCAGAUCGGCGGAUGCAUGUCUUAGAAAUGUUCCUGAUGAAGUUGUUACCUUCAAAAUUCUCAAGCCCUAUUACAAGAAUGAAUUUACCUUGUACAGUUCCUGA
Oikopleura dioica is the source of this 1800-nucleotide messenger RNA. Lineage: Eukaryota; Metazoa; Chordata; Appendicularia; Copelata; Oikopleuridae. The record is from the annotation of a GenBank genome assembly.